Messenger RNA from Fimicolochytrium jonesii, 1630 nucleotides. RefSeq lists its product as uncharacterized. The transcript is spliced from 3 exons. The record is from RefSeq and is a predicted model, not a curated record. Gene Ontology annotation, molecular function: protein binding. Bases 23 to 1387 code for a protein of 454 amino acids. Lineage: Eukaryota; Fungi; Chytridiomycota; Chytridiomycetes; Spizellomycetales; Powellomycetaceae.
GGGUGGGGGGACGAAGAGGGGAAUGGCGAUGGGGCAGUUGAGGAGUCUGGAUGCGUCGUGGAAUGAGAUUGGGAGUUUGGAGGGGUUGCAAGUUUUGACGGGGGUGAAGGAGGUUGUGUUGGACCACAACGCCAUCACCCACCUCGGCAUCUCACGCCCGCUCACGCGCACGCUCACCCACCUCCGGCUAACCCACAACCACCUGACGCGGUUCGACGGCCGCGUCUUCCCCGGUCUUCGGCGGCUCAUGCUCGAUCAUAACGCCGUGUGCGCGUUCAACGGCGCGAAAGGGAUGCCGAUGUUGAGGAGUCUGGGGAUCGCGUGGCAGCGGGCGGAUAUGGGCGAUGAUAAUGGCCGACGUGGGCCGGAUGAAGGGGUGUUGGAGAUUGCGGUGGCGGAUAUGCCGCACUUGGUUGACGUGCGACUGUCGCAUACAAGGGUCAGCCCUGCGACUGUCAAGGCGCUUUUGUGCGGGUGUGAGGAGUUGGAGAGGGUUGAGGCGAGGAGGUGUGGGCUUGAGGGUAUGUUGAGGGGUGUGGGGGAGAAGAGUGAUGGACGGCGGGUGGAAAAGUCACUGGGUGGACGGAACCAACCGCCACAUCCUCAUCGAUCAACACAUACACUCGCACAAUCAGCCUUUCCGCAGCAGCAGCAAUCCAACGAUGCCCGUCCACGGAUAGCGCACCUCGAUCUGCGCGACAAUGCGCUCACGGACUCUGACCUCGCGUACCUGGGCGUUGUUGUCGAUAAGGGGAGCAGCGGUGGGGUGGGCAGUGAGGCGCUGAGGGUGCUGCUUUUGUCGGGCAACGCGGUAAGGGAUUUCCGCGCGGUGGCGAGGUUGUUGAGGAGGGCGAGGGGGGUUGAGGUUCUGGAUUUGAGAUACAACCCGAUCACGGCUAGGUUCUACCCGCCACCUGCAACCACAACCGCAACCGCAGGAGCUACCAGCCCAACCACAGCGACACCCUGCGCAUCAUCCUCAUCUGCGGUAGCGGGAAGGAGCAAAGCCGGUCUUGCAUCGGGCCGAGACCAUUCCCAAUCCCGCAUCGACAAUUUCCUCACGCCCUCGCGCCCACUCCCACCAAACAGCACCACCGCGACGCCUAUCCCCAAAACCCCCAACGCCUCAUCAACGGAAGUCGGAAAAGCCGUCCCCGCACGCGACCCCACGAUAAGCGCCGCGUCACCCUGGCGCACACGCGACGAGCAUUUCACGCGCAAACAGCUAUCGGACGCAGACUACAUCCGGCGGCUGUGUUACCGGUCGCACGUGGUGCAUGUGCUCAGGCGGUCGUUGAGGUGGUUGGAUGGCGCGGUUGUGGAUGAGAGGGAACGGUGGGGGGCGAAGGAGAAGGUGCGGAGGGUUCGGGAUGCUGUUAGGGGGUGACUGGGGCGGCGGAGGAGAUUAUAAAAGGAAGUUUGAGGCAAUAACGCGUCGCAGGAAUGACGAGAAAGAACUACGUACGUUUUUUGUGAUUUGACUUCUUCCAGGAGUCACACUAAGGAGAGGAAAGGGGCCGACGGGAAGGUUGUGCAUGGUAAUUUAUAAAUGGGACUAAUGGACAGUCAAGAUGGCCUCUUCGGUAAUGACCUCAAUAUUUGAUGUGGAAGAGAAAGGAUAAUGUAUGGC